Rhopilema esculentum is the source of this 1010-nucleotide messenger RNA. The record is from RefSeq and is a predicted model, not a curated record. NCBI's taxonomy places the organism in Eukaryota, Metazoa, Cnidaria, Scyphozoa, Rhizostomeae, Rhizostomatidae.
GUUGAUGCUAUACAAGCUGAGGCUGAGGAUACAGAUGAAAAUCAAAAUUAUGAUUCUGACAAUGACUCUGAGUUCUUGGCAGAUGAUAUCGCUAAUGAUUGUGAUUCUGAUGAGGAUAUGGAGACAAGCGUCGGUGACACAAAGCCUAGGUUGAACAAGGAGCCAAAGUUUAUUGUUUUCCUGUCACAAUUGCUGUUGCUGUUUCAGUUUUGUCCUGUUUACAAGGUUGGAAGCCCAUUAAUUGAUGUUAAACAAAGAGGGACAAUGGCUAUCAUUGAAACACUCUGCGCGAAUCCUGUUUGCUGCAAAAAGGAAAAUGUAUGGAGAAGUCAACCAUUCAUUCCAAAAACAGCAAUUCCAGCGGGAAAUUUGCUCCUGUCAUUUGGAAUUUUGACUGCUGGUGCAACGGCUUCAAAAGUUUUGAGAAUUUUUCAGAACAUCGGACUGGCUUGUAUCAGUUUGAAAGCUUUCAUGAAACACCAGCAGGAAAAGUUAUUCCCAUCAAUUUUAUUGUUCUGGGAAAAAUAUCAGAGCCAAAUGAUCACCGAGAUACAGAACACAGGUGAACAACUCAUUAUUGGUGGAGAUGGAAGAAAUGACAGCAUGGGCCAUAGUGCCAAGUACGGUGCCUACACAACUAUGUGCUUCAACAAGUCAAAGAUUAUCCACUUUGAACUGGUGCAGAGGAAUGAGAUUGGAAACAGUACUGGACUUGAGUUCGAAGGGUUCUUAAGAAGCAUGCAUUUUUUAAGGCUGAACAAGUUCUCUGUGUCAACAUUAGUUUCUGACCGUCACACCAGUAUCACAAAGCACUUGAGAGAGAAGGAAUCAAACACCAGACAUUACUUUGACCUGUGGCAUUUGAAGAAAAAUAUUCGUAAAACUUUGAAAAAAAUUGCAGCAAUGGCAAACUGUAGUGACCUUGGAGACUGGAUACAGCCAUGUAUUAACCACCUCCACUGGAGUGCACUUUGAACACAUGAUGGCAAUGGCCAACUGAUAUGGGCAAA